Exophiala xenobiotica is the source of this 4159-nucleotide messenger RNA. RefSeq lists its product as uncharacterized. The transcript has a single exon. Gene Ontology annotation, molecular function: protein binding. The coding region runs from base 767 to 3580 and encodes 937 amino acids. NCBI's taxonomy places the organism in Eukaryota, Fungi, Ascomycota, Eurotiomycetes, Chaetothyriales, Herpotrichiellaceae. The record is from RefSeq and is a predicted model, not a curated record.
CCCUUCACUUACCCACGGCCGCGAAGCUAAGCACGCUCCCCUGUCCCUUGUCUUUUGUCUCUCUUCCUCCUCUGUGUGGUUGGCUUCUACAGGAAAGCUGCUUCAGGUUUAGGCUGUAGCAGUCUCGCUGCUUGACGGGCACCCGUAUCUGCGUCCCUCCAUCUCUUCCCUUUGCCAUCCAUUCCUCUUCUCUUCAACAAACAGUUACACCUUUGGACACCUAAUAACAUCCAGUAUCCUCCUUCGACGCUCGGACAUCUUGAACGCCGUUGUUCUCUACCUCCCGAUUCGUUUCCUGUGUUCUUGUCUCCGAGAACUUUGUCGAUCUUUUCCCGCCAUCGUGUCUCGACACUCUGGUAAUCUCUUCUUCAUCUCGAAAACAUUGCCCUUCAACAACACCAAAACUAUCUCAAAUCGCUCAAAACUUCUCUGCAUACCUCCCUGCUCAUCUCGAUCUUUUUUCCGAGUGUUCGCGACACCUCCUUUCCCGUCUGCGCCUAGGCGGCCCUCCCACCGACCAGUCAUCACCCUCCUUGACAAUCUGUUCAGGGUGAAAAACCGCUCGAAAAAGGUGGAAAACAAAUAUCUGAGGGCUCCAGGAUACAAACCACACUUGCGCGAUAUCUUCGACGCGAUUUAGAGACUCUCAGCUCUAGGUGGUUCUGUCCUGCCCUGGCGAUGCGCGAUAUGCGACCUACGACUUUAUGACCUAAAUCAGACACAGUCAUCUUCCAAUUCAAUCAAUGAGGAAGUACUCUGCCAGAUUAUGACAGAGUCCUCCCUCCUCACCACGCAUCCCACGCCGAACCAUUACCCGGUCACCGCCGCACCCUCUUUAGCCUCUCCUUUGCCCAAUGGUUCCCUCUCUGACACCAAUAUCCAAGAAGAGGAGGAAUACACGAUCAAAUGCAUAUGUAUCUACGCGGACGAUGAUGGCAACACUGUCUACUGUCCAAAGUGUGACACCUGGCAGCACAUUGAGUGCUACUAUCAUGGCAAAAAAGUGCCAGAAGAGCAUUUCUGUGCAGACUGCUUCCCCCGAGAUCUUGACGCAAAGAAAGCUACCGAAAGGCAGAGGCGGCGCAGAGAGGCUAUCGACGGUGGUGACCGGAAGGUCAAGCGACCUAGCUCCAAAAGUCAGAAAAAGAAGCACAAAGAGAACAACGCGACUGCCGAGCAGGUGAACGGUUGGCACUCGCUCGACCGCCAUGACUCGGCGAUUAGCUCAAAAGAUGGUCCCCUUGCAAAGAAGCCGAAGACGAAUCAUCGCACCUCCGGCUCUAUUGUAUCGAUGAACGGCGAAUCCAGGAAACGCGCCGCUUCCAAUCUUCAGUCAUACCCAAGUCCCUCAAAAUCACCUCAAGACCUCUUCCGUUUUCCUGCUAUACCUACCUACACACCUGAAUUCCUCGAACUGUAUGAUCGCGACGAAGGAAAUACCAAUGCGAGAGACAAUGAGCAGACCAUCCAAGCGGCCAAUAAACUCUCUACGUGGCGAACUGAUCCAUCCCUCGCGGUCAGCGCUCCUGGACUGCAACCUACGGCAAAAUCUCCCUUUGUGCGUCUCAACCGGCCUUUGGAUCAAAGUGCUUGGCCUGAGGUGUCAGUCGAGACAGCCUCAAAGACAGAUGCCGAGUACGAAGGUCGGUUUCCCACGUGGCGGUUCCUGCGCGUUCAGUCUCCUGUAAGAAAAGACGAGAUUGUGGGGGAAGUGCGUGGACAAGUGGGCAUGUUGGAGGAAUAUUGCCAGCAAAAGUCGUCCUCCAACCGAUGGCAGGAACUGCGGCAUCCUGACCCUUUCGUGUUCUUCCAUCCUCAUAUGGACAUCUACAUCGACAGCAGAAAGUCCGGCACCCGGUUCCGAUACAUACGGAGGUCAUGUCGGCCCAAUGUCACGCUCAAGACCUUUGUUUCUGACGACGAUGAGACACACCACUGUUUCGUUGCCAGCAAAGACAUCCCGGCGGGAUCCGAACUCACCACAACCUGGUUUCUGGAUCAAGGCAUGUUUUCUGUCGAUGCCGUCCGCGAUGAUUCAGAACAAGCGCAGAGUCGGCGUCUGGACUGGGUCAGUCGAGUUCUCGCCAAUUUCGGAGACUGCGCCUGCGACUCGAGUUCGCCCUGCCUUCUUGCAAACUUCGACCGGCGAUCGUCUGCGAAGUCAACAGAGAUUGUGCCAAAAGAGAAAGGAGGCAGAAAGAAGAAGAGUAAGAAUAAGCACACCAUUUCGCCUUUGAGCACUGGACAGGCCACCAACAGUCGUGCAGGGAGCGAACCCAAGUUGCUUGACGAUGAGGACCAAUUCGACCGCCGGUCCACCUCCGAGUCCUCUCCCAGUAAUCCACAGAGUCGAGACAUCACUCCGGUCAACGUGGCCGCUCUCGACGCCGAUCCGGUUCUUGGGAGUGGCCUUACGGCUCGUGAACUGCGCAAGAUCCAGAUGGCUGAAAGAGCAUUUGCGCAAAAAGAGCAAGAACAGAAGGACCAGGGCGGACAGGGACCAUCACGGAAGAAGAAGCGAACCAGUGGUGGAUCAACUCUCCACACACCCAGCGCGAAUGCGUCCAAACAACUAGGACACGGCUCUACUUCCCAGCCUCCAACACCCAGCAGUCAUCCCUUGAAGCCGUACGACCAUUCUCUCGGGUCUCCGCCACCGCGCGAAGGAUCUCUGAAACGUGCCAAGUCGACAGACACGGCGAGCAGAUCUGAGAACAAGCUCGUGCGGCCUGUGUAUGUUAGUGUAUCGGUUCAGACUGAACCGGAGGAGUCUGACAUGCCUCUGCCGCCACCAAAGAGAAGGAAAUUUUGCACACCGGUGCAGCGGCUGCUUAGAAAGCUCUUGGAAGAUCGGGCAAUACAUGGUCAAGAGUGUGGGUCACCGACAUCACCGCUGGCUGCCAGCAUUGAAGCGUCAUCUGUGUCUCUGGAUACUGCAGAAGAUGUCGAGAUGAAGGAUGCCGCCACAGAGGGUGAGAACGUUAUUGCUGGGGUAUCACCAACAAGUGUCAAGAGCAUUGCUAGUCCUGUCAAUGUGGGCACGCCAGUAUAUCCCCUUCCCUCGCAGGCGGCGCAUACACGACCGCCAUUCACAUCUCCAGCUCCUCCUCGAUUGCAUUUGUUGUCGUUGCCGCCUGUCCCUACAUUUCCCGCUACCAGCACCAUAGCUUCAACCUCGGCAAGUACGGCCAUGACUCCUGGACCCUUGACAGCAACAGCUCAAUCACCCUUGGCUUUGCCUUCUUCCAGUCCGUUCCCAGUAACAACACCGGGCGCUGCGGUUACUCCAAGUCCAGCUAGGAAGAAGUUGAGUCUUGGAGACUAUAUGAGUCGGCGGCUGGCCUCGACACCUUCGGUUGAAAAGUCUCAAGCCGAAACCGGCGUCAAUGCUGUGACUGACGCAUCCAAAACACCCGAACAAAGUCAUGAUUCACCAGUGGCGCCAGAAGCCGACCACCAACAGCUGAGUGAAGAAAGCGCAUCUCAUGCGGCAGCUGGUGUGAAAGAUGAGGGUGAAGAACGGGAGUACAGUCCGCCAGAAGCUGUACCACCAGUUGCAGCACAGUCAGUUCAGCCGUGAGCGACUUGCUACGACCCAACAAACCGGGUCGCAAAGUACCUCACGUCUCGGACUGGCAUUAUGUCGAAUUACCAUUUCUACAAACGAAUAGACUUGUUUUGGACCUUUCACAAGGCUUGGGCACGCAGGGAUGACGAGGCUACACCAGAAGAAUCGGGUGCGGCUAUUUGCCACCCAGAGGGCAUAUGACAUGAGAUCCGGAAUAGCAAGAUGGGAUCUGAUGUCGGCGUUUAUAGGUUGGGAUUUCCAAGAUGUCAGGGAUGGGAAGUCAGGAUUCGAUGGGCCAGUGAAAAGUGCAAGCUUCGGGCAGUCCUGAGGCACUUUUGUCAUGUGUAUAUAUUAGUUCUUUGACUGGGGACGGCCGACGUGUCUGGCCGAGAUGAGCUUCACUGGGUGGCAGCAAUGUGUAUCUUUGCGUGUAUGAAAAUGAAGGUGAAAGAGCUGGACACAAGCAAGAGCUUGUGUAGGCGACAGAUGAAGUGAAAUACAGAACUCCAAUUCUUCACUUUAUUUCUUGUCUACCUGCGGUAUAGGUACUAGCUUAGGUACGAGACCUCCUAGGUAUUCACGAUCAGUUGC